UUCAUUAAAUUUCAAUACAUUGCAUUCAUAUUAAUGUUACACAUUAUUCAAGUGAUGUCUACGGCCAUGAAUUCCAACAUUAAUUUACAGGCAGAGCAUACCACAUUUCCUGAACAGCAAACAAUAUUAGGCUCCAGUGUUGCGCUCCCGUGCGAGAUAACAGCACCGGGAAUGUCGACCGAUUCAGUGACCUUAAUCCUCUGGUACAGAGGUGACGACAUAUCGGGAGCGCCCAUCUAUAGUAUAGACGCCCGCAGUAGGAAUACCCCACUGGAAAGUGCCAAACAUUUUAUUGCUGACGAACUGGCCGGCAGAGCAACGUUUGAUAUAUCAGUCCGUCCGGCUCUACUUCGGCUCAGUCCUAUUGUCGACUCGGACAGCGGUCAGUACUGGUGUCGAGUAGACUUUCGGUGGACGCGUACCACAAUCAGCAACGUUAUGCUCAACGUUGUCGUUCCUCCCAAAAGAGUGAUUAUCAGAGAUGAGAGUGGAAUUGAACUCAAAAGUAUUGCCGUCUUUGACGAGGGAUCUGAUGUACAGCUCUUCUGUGAAUCGAUCGCUGGUAAUCCAUUGGCAACCAUCACAUGGUAUCGCAAUAACCGUAAGCUCACAAAACAGACAGUUAUGAUACGAGACAACAGCACAGUUGUGUCCGGCAUAACACUGGACAGUAUAGCCAGAGGUGACAUCAAUGCAGUGAUCAAAUGUCACGCCGCUAACAGUGAGCUAACCAAACCAGUUGUCAAAUCAAUCACAAUUGAUAUAAAUUUACGUCCAUUGAAAGCCGUAAUAGUGUCACUCAAUAAGGAUCGGUUGACUGCCGGGAGAAAACUGGAAGCCAUCUGUCAUACGUACGGUUCCCGACCCGCGGCUGUCAUCGCAUGGUUUAUAGGCGACAAAAAGCUAACCAGUUUUAAAGAUACUCAUUUGGAGGGCAACGGCACCAAAAGUAUCGUAACAUUUGUACCGACGCCUGAAGAUAAUGGUUUAGACCUACGAUGUCGUGCAGAAAAUCCCAAAUUAUCUAACAGUGCCGCUGAAGACCGCAUAAAUCUUGACGUCAAAUUUAUGCCAAACGUGACACUGGUUAUGGGCUCAGGGAACAACGAUGAUGUCGACUAUUCAUCGAUGACGGCAACCGUUAACGAGUCCAAUGAGAUACUAUUGGAGUGUAAUGUCAGCAGUAAUCCCAAACCUACAAGAAUUAGAUGGCUGUUCAAUAGGAAAGAGCUCAUACAAGAUGUUGCUAAAGGUAUCAUCAUUGGGAACAGUACUUUGAUCAUAAAGAAUACCAGACGGGAAUCGGAAGGAAGAUAUCAAUGCGUGGCCUAUAAUAGUGAGGGAAGAGGAGAUUCUGGCGAACUCUUUGUUCAAGUAUUCUUUGCACCGAAGUGUGUGUCUCAACAACGAAUCAUUGAGACCUCCCUAUCCUUUCCGACAAACAUAUUCUGUGAGGUCGACGCCAAUCCGGAAAACGUGACAUUCGUAUGGCAAUCGGCUAACAUUGAGGACAGACAUCGUGUAAUGAUAUCCAGCAAAGCGUUGCGCAGCAAAUUGACUAUAAUUCCCCAGUUUGUCACCGAUUUUGGCACAUAUACGUGCUGGGCAUACAAUACACUCGGGUCCAAUCAAUUGACUCCCUGUGUGUUCAACGUGACCGCUGGUGGUCAUACUGUGCCAAAACCGGUAACCGAUUGCGACUCGAAAGCUGUUGACGGCUGGGUGUACAUCAAGUGCCAACACUCGGGAGCAAAUGCCAUGGAGACGACGGCACCAAUUGAUGGCACAGCACAACAAUUGUUUGUUAAGGACACAUACUAUCAUCUGGAGGUACAGGACUCGCAGACAAAUCGCAAAGUAAUUCAAUUAAAUAAUAGCGAACCGGUAUUCAAUGUGUCGACAAGUGAAUGGUUGCCCAUCUAUUACCAGCUUAUUGUUUAUGUGUCCAAUCCUUUUGGUGUCAGCGAAGAGGUAACAAUGAUGGUUCAACCAGAACUGCCUUCCCUGAAGGCGCCGUCAUCGGCAAAGGCUGCGCCCAUAGCACCCAAUCUAUCGCAACACCAACAGACCACUGACCAGUCAUCGUCACAUCGGAUACUUGUGAUACUUAUAUCGCUAUUAACAGUAGUACUGGUGAUCCUAUCGGUGCUCAUUACCGUAACCAUUGUAUUGUGUAUAAUCAGACAGAAAAAUAACAAACGCAAACGCCAUAAUAAAAACUCCAAGUGCCAUAAUAAUAAUACCGGUAGUGGUGGUGCCAACACCAUUACCAGUGAUUGUGAUCAAUAUAGUAUUAGCGGUAAUACCGGUGCCACUGGUUGUAGUAGUAGUGCUGCCGGUUCUCGGUCGGCAACACUGGACCGAAAUAGUAUGAAACGAAAAGUCAAACACAAAGGUAAGUCCGGUAUGAGUCAGACCAAAGCCAGCAACGAUAGUAUUGCCACAAGUGAUGGAAGUGGUGCUCAUCCCGAUGUGAUACCAUGCGAUGGAGUAAUAUAUUAUGGCGGACCACCUGAUCAUCAUUUGAUUGAUGACAUAAGCGGCAAUCAUAAUUCAUUGCCAAUAUAUCGGGACAUUAUUAUAGCGACAGCCAAUAGUGUCGGUGCCUAUACUGUACUGAAUGACACGGGCGGACAGUUACCUGCUAAUGAACAGCAAUUGUUAGGUAUGUCCAGACUUAUGGCAUCGCAAAUAGUGCCUCAACAACAAUACCACAGCAAAACCCUAUUAGCCAAUCACGUCGUCACUAGCAAUCAUGUUUCAGUUAUUAAUGAUCGGCUUAAUGGGCCCAUUGAUGGUAGUAUUGGUGGUGCUGGCAGUGUUGGCACUGUUAUGCUGGUGCACAACAGUCAGCAACCGUUGGACACGUUUGUCGCCAAAUAUCCGGCAAAUGAUGGCACCAAUGAUACAGAGACAACGGAUAGCUAUUUACAAUUAAGUGCAWCCUAUCCACAGACAACACCGGUUUAA
This is a messenger RNA of Oppia nitens, 2970 nucleotides long. RefSeq names its product contactin-2-like. Lineage: Eukaryota; Metazoa; Arthropoda; Arachnida; Sarcoptiformes; Oppiidae. The record is from RefSeq and is a predicted model, not a curated record. The transcript has 12 exons. Bases 34 to 2970 code for a protein of 978 amino acids.